Messenger RNA from Hyaloscypha bicolor E, 892 nucleotides. RefSeq lists its product as uncharacterized. Gene Ontology annotation, cellular component: cytosol; HAUS complex. Gene Ontology annotation, biological process: spindle assembly. NCBI's taxonomy places the organism in Eukaryota, Fungi, Ascomycota, Leotiomycetes, Helotiales, Hyaloscyphaceae. The record is from RefSeq and is a predicted model, not a curated record. Bases 5 to 892 code for a protein of 295 amino acids. The transcript has a single exon.
AACUAUGGCCCAUCUCUCCCCCUCCGCAAUCUUCUCGCCCUCCGUGGCCCGUCAGCAGCUUGCAGCGGCAAAAGACUGGAACUACAUCGACAACUGGCUCUCUACGAAAUUCAACGGGAAGACACCCCCGCCAUUCGAACGAAAUAACGACACCCUCAAAGCCCUCCUCGCCCUUACCACCCUGAACGAGACUGCGGACGAAGAGCGAGAGCUAUUAGCGCGCGUAGAGGCUAAGGCCCUGCAGGACUUGCAAGCAAAAGAGAAGGCAGAGCCAAAUACACAAUUACUCGACUCGAUCGAAGAGUGCAUGACGCGGGAAGGCAACACCAGUCUCGAAGCACUUUCCAACCUGAGCGUCACAUUGAAUCAGGGUAUUCCAGAUGUUGAGAAACUUGGACGGAGUAUCAUUGAUCUACAAGUUACAACCUGCAGCGUCGAACAAGCGAGCGAACGCGUUUCUAUUCUCGAGAAACACCUGAGCAACGAGCUAGACACUAUCAAUUCCUUGAUCAAGGAUCUUCAAAGUGAUUCAUAUCAGCCUUCUCCAGACCUGACAAAGCAGACAAUAGACUACCAGCGAAAGACCAAAGCCUUGGCUUCCAAACUACCGGAGCUCAGGGAUCGCACUACUUCAUUAUCGGCCAGCCUGGGAAGCCGCAAGGUCACAAUCCAGGAUGUCAAGGCAGAGGAGGAAAGAUUCAAAAGUCUGCUUUCGAUUGUGAAGGAUCUUGAAGUCCAGGUCAAAAGCUAUCAUGGCCUACCUCAAGACACAGAUCUGGCGAGACUUGAGCUCGAGGGUGUAAGGGUCGAAUUGCAGGAUCUGAGACGCCAGAGAGACAGUCUGUUUGAAGGCCUUGUGGAAAGGGAAACGCCGAGGAGGGGUAGAUCAUGA